This is a messenger RNA of Amphiprion ocellaris (clown anemonefish), 7550 nucleotides long. RefSeq names its product ATPase phospholipid transporting 10A (gene atp10a). Gene Ontology annotation, molecular function: ATPase-coupled intramembrane lipid carrier activity; ATP binding; ATP hydrolysis activity. The transcript has 21 exons. NCBI's taxonomy places the organism in Eukaryota, Metazoa, Chordata, Actinopteri, Pomacentridae. Gene Ontology annotation, cellular component: plasma membrane. Gene Ontology annotation, biological process: phospholipid translocation. The record is from RefSeq and is a predicted model, not a curated record. Bases 240 to 4754 code for a protein of 1504 amino acids.
CCGAGUCAAACCUCCCACCGUCUGAGCAUCCUCCAGCUGCAGGGAAAAAACGAGAAGCUAAACAAGCAAAAGUUUCCUCCGAGUCGAGAAAAGAGGAGCCGACAUGGAGGAAAAGCUGCCGUUGGUGUGAGCGACCGAGGACGGUGAGGGAGAGUCGGUAAACACGGUGAGAGAUGAUAACUUAGCUCGGGCUGCUAGUUUGAGAAAAGCUAAAGUGUGGGAAAGUUUGAGGAGCUGCUAUGGCGCGGCGGAGCAGCGAAGACACCGGGACGGUCAAAGCUCCGGAGAGCAGGAGGCAGAGGAAGAAGAGGAGCAAAGAGAACAAAACCAGGACGGUCCACGCAAACCUGCUGUACGACGCCGCCAACAAAGGAGAGGAAAACCCCAACAGACACUACGCUAACAACAAGAUCAAGACAACCAAGUACACCGUGCUGUCAUUCCUGCCCAAGAACCUUUUCGAGCAGUUCCACAGGUUCGCCAAUGUUUACUUUGUCUUCAUCGCUCUGCUCAACUUCGUCCCGGUUGUCAACGCGUUUCAGCCCGAGCUGGCUCUAGCUCCGGUGGUCUUCAUCUUGUCCGUCACCGCCAUCAAAGACCUGUGGGAGGACUACCGGAGACACCGGUCCGACAAGGAGAUCAAUCACAUGGACUGUCUGGUGUUCAGCAGAGCUGAGAGACGCUAUGUGGAGAAGUACUGGAAGGAGGUUCGGGUGGGAGACUUCAUCAGGCUGCGAUGCAACGAGAUCCUCCCCGCCGACGUCCUGCUGCUGAGCUCCAGCGACCCCGACCGGCUGUGUCACAUCGAGACCGCCACGCUGGACGGAGAAACCAACCUGAAGCAGAGGCAGGUCGUUCGCAGCUUCUUUGACCUGGACUGCGAGUUCGACCCCUUGAAGUACAACAGUAUAAUUGAAUGUGAAAAGCCCAACAACGACCUGAACAGAUUCAGAGGCUACAUAAUCCAUCGAAGCGGCAGAAGAGAUGCACUUUACAAAGAAAACCUGCUGCUGCGAGGCUGCACCAUCCGCAACACAGAGGAGGCUGUGGGAAUAGUCAUUUACGCAGGUCAUGAGACCAAAGCCAUGCUGAACAACAACGGCCCGCGUUACAAGCGCAGCAAACUGGAGAGACAGAUGAAUGUAGAUGUGUUCUGGUGUGUCGUCAUCCUGCUGGUCUUGUGCCUGUUUGCUGCUAUUGGUCACGGGCUGUGGAUGUUUCAGUACGGAGAUAAGAGGCCUGUGUUUGACGUUCUUAGUCCAGAGGGGACGGACUUAUCGCCCAUCAUGUCAGCCAUUUAUCUCUUCCUCACUAUGAUCAUCGUCUUUCAGGUGCUGAUACCCAUCUCCCUUUUUGUGUCAAUUGAGAUCGUCAAGAUCUGCCAAGUGUACUUCAUUCAUCAGGACAUGGAUCUGUACGACGAGGAGACAGACUCUCACCUGCAGUGCAGAGCACUUAAUAUCACUGAGGAUCUGGGCCAGAUGCAAUACAUCUUCUCUGACAAGACAGGCACACUGACUGAGAACAAGAUGGUGUUUCGACGCUGCACUGUGGCAGGGGUGGAGUACUCCCAUGAUGCCAAUGCCAAAAGACUUGCCAUGUACCAAGAAAUGGAUUCUGAGGAAGAGGAGUGUACGUCUCACGGCGGCACCCUGCCCCGGCGGGACAGUGUUACCAGCCACCAGAGCGCCCGAGUGGUGCUGCGAUCCCAAAGCACCAAGUCCCACCGCAGGACGGGCAGCAGGGCGGAGGCCAAGCGAGCCAGCAUCCUGUCCAAGCACACAGCCUUCAGCAGCCCCAUGGAGAAAGAUAUCACCCCUGACCCUAAGCUUCUAGACAAAGUCAAUGACUGCAGCAGUCAAAUGGACUUCAUGCGCUUUCACAGCCAGCCCAUGUCCCAGCUGCCCUCUGACCUCUCCGACACCAUUGAUUUCUUCAUCGCUCUCACCAUCUGCAACACGGUGGUGGUGUCCUCCCCCAACCAGCCCAGGCACAAGGUCCGGAUGAGGUUUGAGCUGAAGUCUCCAGUUAAGACCAUCGAGGAUUUCAUCAAACGCUUCACCCCCAGCCGGCUGACCUCCGGCUCCAACAGCAGCAGCUCCUCCAGCCUCAUCACCAACCGCUCCUCCAAUAAGGGAUGCUCCAGCCUGCUGUCGUCUCCAUCGGCAGAGAGCACGCUCACCAAACUGCACGAGGAACGUUCAUGUGGAGGUUUGGAAAACGCCUUCAGCCCCGUCCCGCCCAGCUACGAUGGAAAGGCCUCCUGGAACAUAGAGGAAGGAGAGCUGCGCUACGAGGCUGAGUCGCCGGAUGAGGCUGCGCUGGUCUACGCCGCCCGGGCCUACAAGUGCUCCCUCGUCGGACGUCUCCCCGACCAGGUGACUGUGGAGCUGCCUCACCUGGGGAAGCUGAGCUUUGAGCUGCUGCACACUCUGGGCUUCGACUCCACCAGGAAACGCAUGUCUGUGGUGGUUCGACACCCUCUGACGGAUCAGAUCACCGUCUACACCAAAGGAGCCGAUUCUGUCAUCAUGGACCUCAUCAAACCACCCAACACAGGUAACUCCAAAGGGAAAAGGCAGAAGAAAAUCGUCUGCAGGACUCAGAACUACCUGAACCUGUAUGCAGCAGAUGGCCUUCGCACACUGUGCAUUGCAAAAAAGAUUCUGAGCCAGGAGGAGUACGCCUGCUGGCUGCAGCGUCACUUGGAGGCUGAGACGGCUAUUCAGGGACGAGAGCAGCUGCUGUUUGAGUCGGCCCUGCGACUGGAGACAAACCUCCAGCUCCUCGGAGCGACGGGCAUUGAAGAUCGACUGCAGGACGGAGUUCCUGAAACUAUAGCUUCUCUGAGGAAGGCUGGCCUGCAGAUUUGGGUGCUGACAGGUGACAAACAGGAAACAGCCGUGAAUAUCGCAUAUGCCUGCAAGCUGCUGGACCCCGAGGAGGAGAUCCUGACGCUCAAUGCUGACUCUCAGGAGGCGUGUGCGCUGCUGCUGGAGGAGAGUUUACACUACAUCCAAGCCAAAUUCCUCUGCAGCUCUGCAGACCAAACCACCAAGGCCUUCCAUUCCAGCUUUGCGCCCUUUGACCUCCAUCCCUCUUCAUCUCUGUCCUCCUCAUCCUCCCACGCCGCUCCCUUCCUGGUACACCGGCUGGGCCUGGUGAUUGACGGCCGGACCUUGGCCUACGCGCUGGAUAAGAGUUUGGAGGAUAAGUUUCUGGCUGUUGCGCGCAGCUGCCGUUCGGUUCUCUGCUGCCGAUCCACUCCGCUGCAGAAGAGCAUGGUGGUCAAACUGGUGCGGAACAAGCUGAAGGUCAUGACUCUGGCUAUAGGUGAUGGGGCCAAUGACGUCAGCAUGAUCCAGGUCGCAGACGUCGGUGUUGGGAUCUCUGGACAGGAGGGCAUGCAGGCGGUGAUGGCGAGCGACUUUGCUCUCCCACGUUUCCGGUAUCUCCAGAAGCUCCUGCUGGUCCACGGGCACUGGUGCUACUCCCGGCUGGCCAACAUGAUUCUCUAUUUUUUCUACAAGAAUGCCAUGUUUGUGGCGCUCAUCUUCUGGUUUCAGUUCUACUGUGGAUUCUCAGGUUCAGCCAUGAUUGACCAGUGGUAUCUCAUCUUCUUCAACCUGAUGUUCUCUGCCUUCCCACAACUCAUCACUGGCACUCUGGACAAAGACGUGUCAGCAGAGACUCUUCAACACCUACCUCAGCUCUACGUGAACGGCCAGAACUCCGAGGAAUAUAAGCCAUAUAUGUUCUGGAUGAACAUGAUUGAUGCCUUCUACCAAAGUCUGAUGUGCUUCUUCAUUCCUUACUUUGCCUAUGCUGACUCUGACAUGGAUCUGUUUACAUGGGGAACUCCCAUCACCACCCUCGCUUUGUUCACCAUUCUGCUACAUUUGGGCAUCGAGACCAAAACCUGGACCUGGAUGAACUGGCUGUCGAUCGCUUUCAGCAUCGCCUUAUUCUUCACCGUGGCUCUGUGCUACAACGCCUCCUGUCCCACCUGCUACUCGCCCUCCAACCCCUACUGGACCAUGCAGAGGCUGCUGCAGGACCCGCUCUUCUACCUGCUCUGCAUCAUCACGCCUGUAGCCGCACUGCUGCCUCGAUAUUUCUACAGGGCGUGUCAAGGCACGUUGUUUCCAAGCCCAGUCCAAGUUGGAAGACAGUUAGAUAAACUCCCUGCUGACACCCGCAGGAACAUCCUCAGCCUGACCAGGGUCAAGGUGGGGUCGCCGCUCAGCCCCAAGCCUCCCUUCCUGUCCCUCAGCAAGGCCUCACCUAAAGGAUGCAAUAAAAAUGACCAGAGGAGCAUCAGCGGCUCCAAGACAUUAGAGGCCACACAGGGGCAAGCAGAUGAAGAGGAGGACCGGAGCUGCCUGUCGGGGCCCACGGACAGUGAGAUGCACCUCUCAGAUCUCUACACAUUAGUUCCUUCAGAAAUAGACACUCUUCCCUACACCAAAGACGCUCCUCAGCCCGCGGGGGAGCUGCAGCCUCCUUCCACCGAAGUUUCGGAGUGCCUCGAUAAGACUUUAGAACCGUCAGAUGUGAGUCUGUCCAGCUGGAUCACCUCCACGCCUUUGCUCACGCCGGCGGACAGCGUGCAGCUGAACCUGCUCCCGGACGGAGCUCCUCAGUGCGUCAGAUACUCGAGGAACUCUGAGGACAGACUCAAACCCGACCAUGCAGUUCAUCCAGCACACAGGACAGAGCAGGAGGUGGAGCAGCUGCUGCACACCAAAUUAUGAUGCCUUACAGUCUUAUGUUACUCAAACUCCAAUUUGCACGAUAGUUUUUUAAAAUUUUAUUGUAUUUUUCAAGGAGAUUCUUUUAUAAAAGACACAAAGAGGUACUUUAUAUUUUGGAUGUAACGCUAAAGUAAAGAUACUCUAGAGGUUUGGGAGAUGUAAGAACUGGAAUAUCUCCCCUUUCUUUUUUUGAAUACUGGGAAAUUUGGAUUUCACAAAGAAGCAUCUCAGUACUUGAUCAGGUUCUAAUGUAAGAAUGAGGAGAGUCGAGACAUUCCACUGCCGGGUUAUUUGGGAGUUUGUUUUCUCUCUGAUAUGGUACCCUGUUCGUUCUUUCAGCGAGCCCUGUAAAUGCAGUAAGACCCGGAUCAGACACCACUGUGGCCUUGAAUCACUGCUGGUAUUACUCCUGAGGAGAGAAGUUUAAUAUGUUUUAAGUCCCCACAGAAACGUAAUUUCUUUGAGGACUUCCAUGCAGAUAAUUCCAAAGUUUUAUAUUUACAUACAGCAAAUAGUGGCAUUUGCUCAGUGCACGUUUUAGUCUUGUUGCUGGACAGUUUUUGCUCAAUUUCAAAGAAUAAAAAGUGUGUUCAUAGCUGUUCUGUUGCACAGUACAUUCCGCUGAAAAUGUAUGAGCUGUUGACUUUAAAUAUAAGUAUGCAUCAUAAGAGUUCAUCAAGAAGUUUUCAUUUCAGUCUUUGUACACUCAGAAUCUACCAGGAAUUAUGCUCUGUGUGAGUAUGUGUAUGUUUGUGUAUCCAUGUCUUUCUAUGUUUGUGUGGAUCAAAAUUUUAGUUUUAUAUGUUGUAGGGUCAAGAUUUUUUUUUAAGGUUUAGGUUGGAGUUAUUUAGUUGUGAUGGUUGCAUUUGGAUUAAGGGUUAGGGGAUGCAUUAGCUCAAUUUUUGUCCUCACAAAGACAGAAAGACAUGUAAAUGUGUGUGUGCUUAUUCAUUGAGUCAUUGUAUCUCUUUAAACGGUGCCUGCCAGUUUAAAUGAGUAUAGAUCUGCAUUUUUGGCAUUGAUGGCCCUUUUUGCCAAUAUGACAGAAUCAAUACAGUUAAAUAUGAAGGUAAUGCCAGAGACAGACUGAAAAUAGUGGAGACAGCCAGAGUGGUUGUGUCCAAAUAUGAAAGAAAAAAUCCUCUUUCUAGCUAUGUUAAAUCUCUUUUCUUUUUCAACCUGCACAAAAGUAUGUGCUAGAGUUUGCCAGGUAAAAGGCAGAAUCUCAAGAUGCACCUAGCAAAAAAGUAGUGCAACCUUUAAUUCUGGUAAAACUAUUAAAUGUUGUUCCUACACUUCAGUUUUUGUAUAGCUUUAUAAAACAGACCUGGGCAAGAUAAGCUGAUGGAUUUUGUUACCUUUAGACACAGCGAUCCAAGCUGUAUCCCCCUCAGCUAAGCUAACCGUUGUGUGGCUUCAGCUUCUUAUUUAACAAACGGACAUGGCAGAUAUCAUUUAGUUGGGCUGAGACAACAGUUAGCUUAGCAUAAAGACUGGAAAAGUUAGUCUGGCUACCAGCUGUCAAGAGCUAACAAAAGUUUGUGUUAUAACUGGAGUUUUGGUGUCACUUGUUGUUCAGAGACAACCAAAAGUAGUGCAGCUCUUCCUUGAAGCUACCAUCACAUUUCAUAAACAAGUGUACUUGAAGGUCCUUUUAUAGCAGUUUAUUUCAUAUGUUGAGUUUAUCUGAAGCCAGUCUUGUUUUUUUUUGUUUUUUUUUCUGCCCAUGUUCAGCUGUAAACCAAAUCCCCUGUGCCAUUCAUCCAAGGUUCAUUCCAAAUGCAAAAGAUGCGGCAUUAAAUUUUAAAUUUGCACUUUGAAAGCAGUUUGUCAGAAUUGCCACUGAGUAUUGUUGGUGACGUGUGCAGUGCUCAGAUACAGAAUACAAAGAAUGGGAGAUUUCAUUCUUACCUUUGCAAACAACACGAUGUGUUGGUCAUCAAAGUAUGGAAAAUUGGAAAGAUUCUACAGUUUAUUGUUCAGCAUUUAAAGCAGCAGCACCUUUAAUAUUUUAUGAUUGUUGUAUCUCUUGUCUCAUUGCAGUAUGUUUUUGUAUAAAGUAAAACAUUUACCAAAGGUCAUUUAUAUUUCUGUAUUUUCUAAGCAAUCGUAUGUGCCUUAACACUGGAUAAGAAAUUACAAAUCUGCUCAUGAUGCUGUAUUUGUUUGAAGAUGAUGGAACAUCUUUGUGUUUUUGGAGAUGUUUUAUGAGGCUACAUGCUAUGUGGUUUCUGUCCUCCAGCCUUUUUAAUUCUAAUUUUUCUUUUUUUUUUUUUUGCCGACGCUGUCUCUCUGGCAUGUCGUUACAAUUCUGACUCCACAGUCUGUUCAGUUUGUUUUAUAGGUUCUGUCCGUUCUGUGCUUUUGGCGUCGCACUUUGUGUGCCAGACUGAAGCUCGAGCGUUUUCACUGCGGCAUUCCAACGUACCCACUUUCACAUAUUCUUCACAGGAACAUUCGUUCAUUUCUCUUCACACAGCCUUGAAUAUAUCUGAGCUCAUUUUGUUGGCUCUUCAUUUCUAUUUUGGUGUGAAGGUAGGCCUACAGUUGUAACACUCAUCAGAGCUGUUUACCUGCUCUUAAACCUUGAUUUCAGUUUAUGUCAACGUAUUCAUCUGGAUACUUUAUAGUUGGGAAAUUGGUGUAGUAUGCAAGAAACACUGAAAAGCUUCAUGUGAGAAAGACUUUUUUUUGCCAGAAUUUCUUAUUUUGCAUCAGCUCUUUGUCCUUUGAGUAAUUGGACUCUUCCUGUACAUGGCAACUUGUGAACAAAAUAAAAAUGGUAAUAAUAAAGUA